Messenger RNA from Fusarium venenatum, 291 nucleotides. The record is from RefSeq and is a predicted model, not a curated record. NCBI's taxonomy places the organism in Eukaryota, Fungi, Ascomycota, Sordariomycetes, Hypocreales, Nectriaceae.
AUGCAUUAUCUACCAGCCUGCUACAAGAACGACAUCGUCUUCCGACUACCACAGGCGCCCGCACCUUCAGAAGACAAUCGAUGGGUAACGAUGCAUCCGAGGGCGACGAUAGCUUCAGGAGAGGACGAGGAAGACAGCCUGCAAAUGACAUCAUAUGGCUCUCAUUUCUUCAGACGAACAGAUUUCAAAGACUCCGACAUACUGCCCCAGCUAGGUUUCGCUUUCUGGGAACAUGCGAGGAUGCAUUCUUUGGAUCUGGUGACCAGGGCCUUUUCCUUUAAAGUUAUUUAA